Messenger RNA from Gymnogyps californianus (California condor), 1994 nucleotides. It is a transcript of the gene WTAP, whose product is annotated as WT1 associated protein. Gene Ontology annotation, biological process: regulation of alternative mRNA splicing, via spliceosome. Gene Ontology annotation, cellular component: nucleus. Lineage: Eukaryota; Metazoa; Chordata; Aves; Accipitriformes; Cathartidae. The coding region runs from base 158 to 1348 and encodes 396 amino acids. The transcript is spliced from 8 exons. The record is from RefSeq and is a predicted model, not a curated record.
UCCGGAGCGGCGGUCCCUGUAGAGCCGGUUUGCGGGCGCAGAGGUGGCGGCAGGCGUGAGCGGUGGCGGCGUUUCGCCCUCGAUGUGACGGGUGCGGCCCAGGCAACUAGUGUGCUGGGAGAGCGAGGCCUCCGCACCGCGGGCGGGAGAGUUCACAAUGACGAAUGAAGAACCUCUCCCAAAGAAGGUUCGCCUUAGUGAAGCAGAUUUUAAGGUUUUACCUAGAGACGAGCUCAUCCUAAGGUGGAAACAGUAUGAAGCAUACGUGCAAGCUCUGGAGGGCAAGUACACAGACCUGAAUUCUAAUGAUGUGACGGGAUUGAGAGAAUCUGAAGAGAAGUUGAAACAGCAACAGCAAGAGUCUGCCCGAAGAGAAAAUAUUCUGGUGAUGAGGCUGGCAACUAAGGAACAGGAGAUGCAAGAGUGUACUAAUCAGAUUCAGUACCUCAAGCAAGUCCAGCAGCCUAGUGUUGCCCAACUGCGAUCAACAAUGGUGGACCCAGCCAUCAACUUGUUUUUCCUAAAAAUGAAAGGUGAACUGGAACAGACUAAAGACAAACUGGAACAAGCCCAAAAUGAACUGAGUGCCUGGAAAUUUACGCCUGAUAGCCAAACAGGCAAAAAGUUAAUGGCGAAGUGUCGAAUGCUUAUCCAGGAGAAUCAAGAGCUUGGAAGGCAGCUGUCCCAAGGACGUAUUGCACAGCUUGAGGCAGAGUUGGCUUUACAGAAGAAAUAUAGUGAGGAACUUAAAAGCAGUCAGGAUGAAUUGAAUGACUUCAUCAUCCAGCUUGAUGAGGAGGUAGAGGGUAUGCAGAGUACCAUUCUAGUUCUUCAGCAGCAGUUGAAGGAGACUCGCCAGCAGUUGGCGCAGUACCAGCAGCAGCAGUCCCAGGCCUCCAACCCAGGUACCAGCAGGACUCCAUCUUCUGAGCCUACAGACCAGGGAGAGGCUGUGGGUAAAGACUGCAGCCGUCUGGCAAACGGACCAAGCAAUGGUAGCUCCUCCCAUCAGCGGACGUCUGGGCCUGGAUUUUAUAGGGAGGGUAGCAGCACAGAAGAUGACUUCCCAGCUUCUCCAGGGAAUGGUAAUAAGCUGUCCAACCACUCUGAAGAUAGAACUGGUAGAGGAAGUGGUAGCUACAUAAACCAACUCAGUACUGGGUAUGAAAGUGUAGACUCUCCCACUGGCAGUGAAAACUCUCUCACUCACCACUCAAAUGACACAGACUCCAAUCAUGAUCCUCAAGAGGAGAAAACAGUGAGCAUGAAAGGUAACAGAACUGUGGGUUCUCGUCAUGUCCAGAAUGGUUUGGACUCCAGUGUAAAUGUGCAGGGUUCAGUUUUGUAACAUUUUUCUGCAACAUUUUUAUACAGUGUCAUUUAAAUUGGGAGAGGAUACUGUCCAGAAGCCGUUUAAAUUAGUGCAUACUUGUCACAAUUUUGCCUUUUUGUGGGUUUCUUUUUGCUUCAAUACCUCUGCCACUUUGGAAAUUUUAACAGUUAAUUACGUUGAAUGUUGCUAAAAGGACGUUUGUGUAGCUCAAGUUAUUUUUAUAUGAGUUAAUGUGAAGUUGAAAUGGAAAUUAUUUCCAUAAAGUAUAACAUAAAUGAUGUCUGUACAAAUCUGUGUAUAUCUAGAACCUGUGCUGUGUAAGGGCAUUCUUACUCAUACUGUUAUACUUACACCACCUUCAAGAUUUGUCAUAAUAGCUGUGGGUUUGACUGCCAAGUUUGCCCAGUACAGUAGUUUUAUCACUAAAAGAUGGACUUACUGAAGGAGUCCUGUAGUAGUUUCAGUGUUAAUUACAGUUUUUCCCACCAUACAUCUGUGCAUUUUCUCCUUAGGUGACCGAAUGUUUAUGAAUUGUGUGCAUAGUUACUCAGUUUUUAAGAACUGUUGUAUCCUGUUUAUGCAUAUUGCUCUGUGACUCCAAUAUUAUCUUACCUGUACUGACCAAACCUAAAUAAAAACUUUUAAUAAUGUAAUUUCCUCA